UUGAUCUUCUCCUGCAAAGUCAUCAACUUUUUCAGCAUCCAAAUUCUAUCAUGGCUUCAAUGGCAAUGGCCCCUAUGCCUUAUAGUCCUCCGAUGCCUUAUAGUCCUCCUAUGGCUUACAGUCCUCCGAUGCCUUAUGCAGCCCCAGCUUACGCACCUCCGUCUUACGAUGCCCCGUACAACAAUUAUGAAUCUGCCCCGAUGCAGUUGGCUCCUUUAGUCGAUGAUGUUUCCGCCGGAGGAGGUGGUGGAGGUGGUGGUGGUAUAAUCACCAAAUUCUUGGCGCUGCCACUGAUCGUCGUGCUCCCCAUUUUGAUUCCCAUCAUCGUGAUAGUUGUUGUUGUGGCAGGCGGCGGGGGUGGAGGUGGCGGCGGAAACAAACCACUACUUCCCCUUGGUGGAGCAGCAACAACAACCAAUGCAUACAACGAGACUGCUUACUACGAUGAAAGCGGCUAUGGAAAUGAGUAUCAAGAUGACAACUACAACAAUGACGACAACAACUCCAACAGACCUCAUCAAGGCAACAACAACCGCUACCGUCGUCAAACGGAGACCAAGAAGAACAUUCCGGCCACUUCCUCGGCUCUUCCAUCGAUGAGCGUCGCCCAAGUCGAGCGGUUGACCCAGGUCGUCUACGCCGCAUUGAAUUCGCAGGAAUGCAUCCAGCGUCUCCUCUGUGAAGUCGGAUCCUUGUCCCGCUCCUUUUCCGACUCAACUCGUACGGUAACCAAAGCUGUGGAGGAAUACGUUCCAGACAAACUCAAAGACUCCUUCAACAUCUUCGCUAAAGCGGAAAAAUGCGAACAAUUCAAAUGUGGAUCCCUCAAAGUGAAGAAAUAGUUUUUGCCUAUUUAUGCGAUGCCUUUUCUUUCUUAUUUCAAUUUUUUCAUAUUUAAAUUUUGACGAGACUUGAUUGCGUUUUUCAAUUCUUCAACUUGUUCUU
This is a messenger RNA of Daphnia pulex (common water flea), 945 nucleotides long. RefSeq lists its product as uncharacterized. The record is from RefSeq and is a predicted model, not a curated record. The coding region runs from base 51 to 842 and encodes 263 amino acids. NCBI's taxonomy places the organism in Eukaryota, Metazoa, Arthropoda, Branchiopoda, Diplostraca, Daphniidae. The transcript is spliced from 2 exons.